AGCUCCUGGAGGUGGUGGCAGUGGCAACCCUCGCUGGUCCAUACCAUGGCCACCUGCUGGCAGGCCCUGUGGGCCUAUCGUUCCUACCUGAUCGUGUUCUUCCUACCCAUUCUCCUGCUGCCUCUUCCCAUCCUUGUCCCCAGUAAGGAGGCCUACUGUGCGUAUGCCAUCAUCCUCAUGGCGCUCUUCUGGUGCACUGAAGCCCUGCCCCUGGCUGUCACUGCCCUCUUCCCCAUCAUCCUGUUCCCUAUGAUGGGCAUCGUGGAUGCCUCUGAGAUUAUUCAGAGACCAUUUCCAUUCAGUUUCGAGAGCCCAGGGGAAUGGCAGUCUGUGGGAAUGUCAGUGACUGAAUCCCAUAAGCUCAGGGGCACCGUGGGAGACUGCAGGGUCUUCCCCCCGCUCAGCCGUGUCUCCGCCUGCCAGGUUGCCAUCGAGUAUCUUAAGGACUCCAACAUCCUGUUUGUCGGGGGGCUGCUGGUGGCCAUCGCAGUGGAACACUGGAACCUGCACAAACGCAUCGCCCUCUGGGUCCUCCUCAUCGUUGGGGUGCGGCCUGCCCUGCUAAUGCUGGGCUUCAUGCUGGUCACGGCCUUCCUGUCCAUGUGGAUCAGCAACACGGCCACCUCGGCCAUGAUGGCGCCCAUCGCACAUGCCGUCCUGGACCAGCUGCACAGCUCACAAGCCAGCAGGAACAUCGAGGAGGGCAGCAACAACCCCACCUUCGAGCUCCAGGAACCAAGUCCCCAGAAGGAGGCGACCAAACCUGAUAAUGGGCACGCCCUCCCUGUCACAUCUGCUCCUUCGGAAGAGAGGGCACAUCUCAGCCAGGAGCAUCUCCGCCUCACCCAGUGCAUGAGCCUGUGCGUGUGCUACUCUGCCAGCAUCGGGGGCAUCGCCACACUGACUGGCACCUCACCCAACCUGGUGCUGCAAGGCCAGAUCAACGCGCUCUUCCCCCAAAACGGCAACGUGGUGAACUUCGCCUCCUGGUUCAGCUUCGCCUUCCCCACCAUGGUCAUCUUGCUGCUGCUGGCCUGGCUGUGGCUACAGAUCCUCUUCCUGGGCUUCAACUUCCGGAAGAACUUUGGCACUGGGGAGAAGAUGCAGGAGCAACAGCAAGCAGCCUACUGCAUCAUCCAGACCGAGUACAGGCUGCUGGGCCCCAUGACCUUUGCAGAAAAGGCCGUCAGUGUCCUGUUCGUCAUUCUGGUGCUGCUCUGGUUCACCCGGGAGCCGGGGCUUUUUCUUGGCUGGGGCAACCUCGCUUUUCCCAAUGCCACGGGGGAGAGCAUGGUGUCCGAUGGGACAGUGGCCAUCUUUAUUGGCGUAAUUAUGUUCGUCAUGCCCUCCAAGUUCCCAGGGCUGACCCAGGACCCAGAAAACCCAGGGAAGGUGAAGGCGCCUCUUGGCCUCCUCGAUUGGAAGACAGUGAAUCAGAAGAUGCCGUGGAAUAUCGUGUUAUUGCUGGGUGGUGGCUAUGCCCUGGCCAAGGGCAGUGAGCGAUCGGGCCUGUCCAAGUGGCUGGGAAACAAGCUGACCCCACUGCAGAGUGUGCCAGCUCCAGCCAUUGUGGUCAUCCUCUCCCUCCUGGUGGCCACCUUCACCGAGUGCACUAGCAACGUGGCCACUACUACGCUCUUCCUGCCCAUCCUAGCCUCCAUGGCCCAGGCCAUCUGCCUUCACCCUCUCUACGUCAUGCUCCCCUGCACUCUGGCCUCCUCUCUGGCCUUCAUGCUGCCUGUGGCCACCCCGCCCAAUGCCAUCGUCUUCUCUUUCGGGGGACUCAAAGUGUUGGAUAUGGCCCGGGCGGGAUUCCUGCUCAACAUCAUUGGAGUCCUGGUCAUCACACUGGCCAUCAACAGCUGGAGCAUCACCAUCUUCAGCCUGCACUCCUUCCCCUCCUGGGCUCAGGCCAACACCACAGCCCAGUGCCUGCCCAGCCCGGCCAACACCACCAUGCCAAGCCCCUAGGCUGGGGCGCAGCCCAUGGGCCAUGUCCAGGAAGACCUACCCCGUUCCCACUCCUCUGAGCUGGGAGGGGACACCCCAAGCUCCCAGCUCCAGGCCAAUGGCUGAGAGAAAGGCACAUGUGUGCCUUUCUCUUGUGUGUCUGUAAGGAAUGUGUGUAUGCUCAAUUUCCUAUGUGGCAGAAGAAAAGGUGUGUGCGUGCAUGCGUGUGUGUGUGUGUGUGCGCGCGCAUAUGGGUGCACCUGCAUGGAUGGGAGGGGUGUGUGAUGUGAGGCUAUCUGAGGGGGGCUGUGUGCAAUGCACAUGAUCCUAGGCGUGUAUGCUGGAUAAUGCACAUGUGUGUGUUCACAGACAAUACGACGUGUCCUCUCUCGUGCCCUAGGUCUUGGUCUCCCCAGUUUAGUGACCAGACUUAUUUGCACUGUAUUUAUUGGAACUCAGGCUUGGAGUGGCCUGGGAGGAGGGCCUGCCAGCAGCUGCCAUGGGAACAGCCUCUGGGACUG
Molecule: messenger RNA, 2471 nt
Organism: Piliocolobus tephrosceles (Ugandan red Colobus)
Lineage: Eukaryota; Metazoa; Chordata; Mammalia; Primates; Cercopithecidae
Gene: SLC13A2
Product: solute carrier family 13 member 2
Exons: 12
Coding region: 46-1971 (641 amino acids)
Biological process (GO): cellular response to lithium ion; succinate transmembrane transport; alpha-ketoglutarate transport
Cellular component (GO): plasma membrane
Molecular function (GO): alpha-ketoglutarate transmembrane transporter activity; fumarate transmembrane transporter activity; succinate transmembrane transporter activity
Source: RefSeq, a predicted model, not a curated record